Molecule: messenger RNA, 1216 nt
Organism: Hibiscus syriacus
Lineage: Eukaryota; Viridiplantae; Streptophyta; Magnoliopsida; Malvales; Malvaceae
Exons: 1
Coding region: 145-987 (280 amino acids)
Source: RefSeq, a predicted model, not a curated record
AACCGCUUAUUUUCCAAGGCAAAACCCAAGCCUUCCCUUUGUUUUCUUUUGCUCUAAUUUUGUUCCUUGUUAUGGAAAUGCUCAUUGAUCAUCAUCUGCAAACCAUUGCAACUCAUCCUCCUCAUACAUAAAAACAUCAUUAUCAUGUCAAGAACACCAGAAUCAUUAAAAAUUCCCCAAAAUAACAUUAAACCAAACUUGGGUCUUGCCAAAUCAACACCUACUCUCCCUGACCUGUUCUUGACAGCAAUUUCCCUUCUUUUUCUCUUCUCUUCCCCCAAAACAAACCAUACUUUCUUCCCAAAGUUCCUUCCUUUUCCCCCGAAGCCACGGCGGUUCCUCAGAACACCCACCAUGUCAAACUCCAGGUCCGCCUUUCCAACCCCACAGGCUUUAUCUGAUUGGCUCAAGCCACGGUUGCCCUCUGAGUCACUGGCUUCAUGGGGGGUCAAACCCGGAACCAAAAACGUCCACAAUCUCUGGUUGGAACUCUCCGAAGGCGAGAUUUCUCUUCUGGAUUCGUCCCCUCCACUUCGUACUGUUAACGUCGUUACGGUUCGUAUUCUCGGUAAAGAUAACCUCGUCCUCGUCGAAUCUCGACAGGAAUUGUCGGAUGGUAGCGUUAGGGAUCGGUUUAGACCAUUGUCCGAGAAAAUGAAACCCCAUGAAACCACCGAAGAAGCCGUUGUUCGUGCUGUGAAAGAGGAGCUUGGUUCGGUUGUUGUUGAUUCUGGGACCGUGAGGAUUGUGCCGGGAUCUUAUAGGAAGAAGCUGGAGGAGCGGAAUUCGGUGUCGUAUCCGGGUUUGCCGGCUCGUUAUGUUUUGCAUUCGGUGGACGCGUGGGUGGAGGGUUUGCCUGAGGGAGAUUUUGUUACUGAAGAGAAGGAAGAGUAUGAGGAUUUUGAUGGGGCAAGGGGAUUGGAGAAAGCUGUGUCUGUAAGGAAGCAUUACUGGAAAUGGGUUAGUUCUGAUUCUCUUAGCUCCUGAAUAUGCACAGAUGGAUGCAGAAUCUUGGUUGAAUUUUCUUGGUAUUUGAUGCUGUAGCUGAGUUGCUGGUAAAGAAUUAAUCUUUGUCUAGUAAAAAAAAAAGAUACUUGAACUCUUUAUAUAUAUAGCCUUAUAACGAAAACGAAUGAAUUCCAUGCUUCAUUCUUCAGAUAUGGUUCAACUAUAGAGACUCAAUUGUUAUUAUUUUGUGAUUGCGUUGAUGAGUUUG